Molecule: messenger RNA, 1115 nt
Organism: Eremomyces bilateralis CBS 781.70
Lineage: Eukaryota; Fungi; Ascomycota; Dothideomycetes; Eremomycetales; Eremomycetaceae
Product: DUF427-domain-containing protein
Exons: 4
Coding region: 165-959 (264 amino acids)
Source: RefSeq, a predicted model, not a curated record
UUACCCCACCUCGUAAACACCCUGGCAGUGGUCGGCCGUCCGAACUCUGGCCAUAUUUGAAUUACUCACUCACGAGAAACAAUAACAAUGUCCCCUUAGGAGUGAACAUCAAGAAUCAAACGAAGCGUAUCAAACAAGAACCGUCCAAAUUCGAAUCCUUCACAAUGUCUCCGCCAGAUGUAGUAGCGGUCACCGAGCUUCUCAACCAGACACCCUUCCGGAUCCUAACGGGUGGAAAGCAGUUAACAUUAGCAUUUGGAGGACUUUAUAUCGCAUCAACAACCUUGGCGGCAAAGCCGUUAUUAAUCUGGGAGACUGAGAAAGGCUACCCUCGCUAUUAUAUUCCAAUCGAGUCUUUGCAUGCCGAUAUCCAGUCUCACCUCGCAAGCUCAUCGCCUGGAACAUCCGUUUCGCUUGCAACUGUGGACACAGUGAAUUGCAAUGGAUCACAAGCAGUUAUUGAACGUCUUACUGUGGGAUCAAAGACGACGCCCUGGGUACGAUUUCUUGAGGGGCCUCUGAAAGGACACAUCAGGUUUGAACGCAGUGAAAUUGACGAUUGGUUUGAGAAUGGCUCUAUAUUUGCAGGCAUCAAGAACCCGUACAAAAGGAUUGACACUGACGCUGUUGCUCAUCACAUUGUUGUCAAAGUCGAUGGCGAAGUGGUUGCGGAGACCAAUGUGGCUGUCUUACUCACUGAAACCAACGCAGGAGAGACAUACUACCUCCCAGCCACAAGCAUCAAGAAUUGGGGAGCUAUUGAAAAGAGUGACCUGAAAACCGCAUGUCCUUACAAAGGAGAAUCGUGGUAUUUCUCUCUCACAGUCAAAGGCCAGAAGCACGAGAACCUGAUCUGGUAUUAUCAAUACCCAACUCAUGAGAGUUCUGCAAUUCAGGGUCUGAUCAGCUUUUACAAGAAGGAUUUCGUCGAGUUAUUGGUCGACGGAGUAAGAACUUGAAAUCCACAGCAUAAACAGCUCAGAAUCUAAAUCCUCAAUAUCAAUGCAAUUGUCAGCCAUAAGCGAGAAUGCCUUGAAUACGAACGAUCUUCGGAUCACUAAUUGCUAGAUAAGGCGUUAAACGUGCUUUUGGGGCUGUUUUGCGUCUUCCUAGCC